AUGCUCUUGGACAAUGAAAACAUGAGUGCUGAUAUAGAGAGAAGGAAAAAAUAUGUGAAUUUAGUCAACUCAGUCAAGGAUUCAGGAGGCACAGUUCAUAUUUUCUCAACCAUGCAUGUUUCUGGAGAACAACUGGCACAACUGACCGGGAUUGCAGCAAUCCUCCGUUUCCCUUUACCAGACCUGGAAGACAUUGAGAUGUAACUGAAGAAAUAUGGAACUUAUGUCUAAUUCUGUUGGCUCCAUUAUGUUGUAUAUCGAAGUUUGUCUUUUAUUUCUUUAUUGAAUUUAUUACCAUCAAAGCUCUUACGAGUUUCAAGUUUUCUGGGCUAGACAAACAUAAUAUCUCUCUGCCAUAAAAUUUUGUGCAAGUCAUAUAUUUGAGUUUAUGCUUCUCUGUCUCUUUUUUUGUUUUUGGGGUGGGGGGG
This is a messenger RNA of Ilex paraguariensis (yerba mate), 428 nucleotides long. NCBI's taxonomy places the organism in Eukaryota, Viridiplantae, Streptophyta, Magnoliopsida, Aquifoliales, Aquifoliaceae. The record is from the annotation of a GenBank genome assembly.